Chanos chanos (milkfish) is the source of this 1293-nucleotide messenger RNA. It is a transcript of the gene gcnt3, whose product is annotated as glucosaminyl (N-acetyl) transferase 3, mucin type. The record is from RefSeq and is a predicted model, not a curated record. The transcript has a single exon. NCBI's taxonomy places the organism in Eukaryota, Metazoa, Chordata, Actinopteri, Gonorynchiformes, Chanidae. The coding region runs from base 1 to 1293 and encodes 430 amino acids. Gene Ontology annotation, cellular component: membrane. Gene Ontology annotation, molecular function: acetylglucosaminyltransferase activity.
AUGGCUCUGGUGAAAUUCUCCAAGAGACAGAAAAUUCUAAGAAACAUCUCUUUCAUUCUUCUUAGCACUUGUCUUUUGUUUGUGAUAUGGAGAAGUCAAAGGAAAUCUUGCUCCAAAACCAGUCAAUGCUUGGAAGUGGACCAUUUGUUGACAAAGGAUCCGGUGGAACUACAAGGUUGUUCAGCCAUCAUUCGAGGAGACAUAGAAGGGCUGGACAGGAACAUUUUAACCAGUCUUUUGGCUAACCACAAGAAGAAGCCUCUGUCUGAGUCAUUCUUCUUAAACGCCACCACAGACUGCAAUGCUUAUGUCAGAAAAAGAGGGUUUCUCACAGUUCCACUCAGCAAAGAGGAGAGAGAUUUCCCUAUCGCCUAUUCCAUGGUGAUCCAUGAAAAAAUAGAGAUGUUUGAAAGACUCCUGCGUGCCAUAUACACUCCGCAGAAUGUCUACUGUGUACAUGUGGACCAAAAGUCCUCUGAAGCAUUUGUGAAAGCUGUGAGGGCUAUAGUGUCUUGUCUGCCAAAUGUAUUUGUGGCCAGUAAACUGGAGUCUGUGGUCUACGCCUCAUGGUCCCGUGUCCAAGCAGACUUAAAUUGCAUGAAGGAUCUUCUGAAGUCACCUGUUCGGUGGCGAUACCUUCUCAACACCUGUGGCUCUGACUUUCCCAUUAAAACCAAUGCAGAGAUUGUUCGUUCCCUCAAAGUGUUGAACGGAAAGAACAGUAUGGAGUCUGAGGUCACAAAUGAAUACAAGAAGGGUCGCUGGCAGUUCCAUCACAACGUCACAAACUCUGUGGUGAGGACAGGUGUUAAAAAGAGUCCACCGCCUAUCAGUACGCCCAUGUACUCUGGCAAUGCUUACAUCGUGGUGUCGAGGGACUUUGUGGAGCACCUGUUUCAAAGCGCGGAGGUUCAGGUGUUUAUGGAGUGGGAGAAGGACACGUACAGUCCUGACGAGCAUAUGUGGGCGACCCUCCAGAGGAUGCCCGCUGUGCCUGGGUCCAACCCUGCCAACAGAAAGUAUGACAUGUCGGACAUGAACUCCAUCGCUCGGCUCGUGAAGUGGAGCUAUUUGGAGGGGAGCUUGAAAGACGGGGCUCCAUAUCCACCAUGUGCUGGUGUAUACAGACAUGCGGUAUGUGUCUAUGGAGCAGGAGACUUGAAAUGGAUGCUACAGAAACAUCACCUGAUUGCCAAUAAGUUUGACCCAGAAGUAGAUGAUCUAGCAAUAAAAUGCCUAGAACUGUAUCUAAGACACAAAGCUCUGUACAGAAUGGACAUUAUCAGAAGGUAA